ACAGAUGCCCUAAAGUGCAGCAUGAUGAAGCAUACACACCGGUGGUGCCAGACCCCCCCCUCAGUGACUGUCCGGGUCAGACCCAACAGUUCACACUCCCUCCAGAUCAGAAGAGGCCUCCGGCUCAAAAGAACCAGCGGCCAGGACGCCCAGGGCCCGGCAGGGAAAAGCCAGCCGAGCCAGCGCCGGGAGCAGAUGUAUUAUGCCAAAAUGACCAUUCCCCCAACUAUUGUCAUCCAGCGGCAAGAAAUGGCAUCAUUCUUUAGACUUUUUGAUGAUGACCUGAUCCAGGACUUCUUGUGGAUGGACUGUUGCUGUAAAAUGACUGACAAGUACCUCCUAGCCAUGACCUUUGUGUACUUCAAAAGAGCCAGCUUCACUAUUGCUGAAUACAGCAGGAAGAAUUUAUUCAUUGCACUGUAUCUUGCCAACACCAUGGAGGAAGAUGAGGAGGAGAGCAAGUAUGAGAUUUUUCCAUGGGCACUGGGCAAGAACUGGAGGAAGCAGUUUCCGCGCUUCCUCAAGCAGCGAGACAAGCUGUGGGCUCGCAUUGAGUACAGAGCUGCUGUCAGCAGGCGCUGUUGCGAAGAGGUGAUGGCCAUCGUGCCCUCUCACUUUGUGUGGCAGCGGGAGCGGUCAGAGCACCACAGCGGCGCCCAGCGGCAGUACGGCGACCAAGACCAUGCUCGUUUUCCCCGCGGGCCCUUGGCUUCCCCGGUCUCCUGCGCCCUCUGUAACCACGGCACCAGGUUAGAUCAGGGCCCAGGCUCCUCUUACCCCUCCAGAGGCUCUUCUGCACAGAACCCUGCCUUUCCACACCCAUUCACCCCCACACUGAGCUUGGAGACCACCCCACCUAGGGCCGCAGCCUCUCGCAGGAAGGUGGUGGAGACUAAAAUCCAGGCACAGCAUUCUUCCUGCUGCUGCGUUGAGGAGGUUCCUAGGGAUGAGUCUUCCUGUGGGUCCACAUACGACACCUCCAUGGACUGGAUCAGUGAGGAGUAGAGCGUCACACCCUCUUUGUACUGACCCGGCUGCUGUCUCCUCUUUAAUAGCACUGUAACUCUGAACGUGUAACUCACUAGUUGGCGUGUAGCUCCUCUCGUGUGAACAUGGUGCUGACCCAGCAUUAACUGGUCAGGACCAUGUGAACCAUUUAAGUGACUGUAAGUAGCUGCAGCAAUGAGCUAAUCCAUGCAGUAAGAUUUAUGUGGCACACAAAGUAUUGUAAUGGGUAUUUAACUUGCACUGAGUUGUUGAUAUUUAUUUAUUUAUUUAUUUAUGUUAUUUAUGUACUGAAGCACUUGUUUGAUGACCACUUAUUCACAGACGGUAAAAUAUGGAAAUGAAUUGAAGUUUAUGAUGUUUACAUGUCUUUCACAUACUGGGUGUGUUUUUACUAGUGCCUGUGUCAUGAGCCAACACU
Morone saxatilis (striped sea-bass) is the source of this 1426-nucleotide messenger RNA. RefSeq names its product speedy/RINGO cell cycle regulator family member A (gene spdya). The record is from RefSeq and is a predicted model, not a curated record. Bases 22 to 1005 code for a protein of 327 amino acids. Gene Ontology annotation, biological process: positive regulation of cyclin-dependent protein serine/threonine kinase activity. Lineage: Eukaryota; Metazoa; Chordata; Actinopteri; Moronidae. Gene Ontology annotation, molecular function: protein kinase binding. The transcript is spliced from 6 exons.